UUGUUCUCCCUUCCCUCCUUAUAUAGCUUCCCUCCUCUCUCCUCCUCCCUCACGCCCGCCGCCAGCGCCUCCGAGCCCCAUCCUGCAAUGGGAUCCCUCGCCGCCCCGCGGGAAGCUUUGCUGCCCCUCAGCUACCCGCCGGCCCGCCGCGACGAGUCUGUCGUCGAUGAUUACCAUGGCGUCCUUAUUGCCGACCCUUACAGAUGGUUGGAGGAUCCGGAGUCGGAGGAGGUGAAGGAGUUCGUGGAGAGGCAGGCGAGGCUCACCGACUCGGUGCUGGAGAAAUGCGAGGAGAGGGAAAGGCUCCGGCGGCGGAUUACGGCGUUGCACGACCACCCGCGGUACGACACGCCUUUUAAGCGCGGUGGGAAGUACUUCUACUUCCACAAUACUGGCCUUCAGGCGCAGAGCGUUCUGUAUGUUCAGAAAGAUUUGGACGGAGAGGCAGAGGUUCUGUUGGAUCCGAACAAGCUUAGUGAUGAUGGCACGGUAGCUCUCACCUUGUCUUCUGUCAGCAAGGAUGGCAAGUAUUUGGCCUAUGGACUUAGUUCGAGCGGCAGUGAUUGGGUUACAGUAAAGGUAAUGCGGAUCGAGGAUAAGCAACCUGAGCUUGAUACACUCUCAUGGGUGAAAUUCUCAUCAAUUAGCUGGACAAAAGAUGGGAAAGGAUUUUUCUACUGUCGAUAUCCAGCUCCCAGAGAAGGACAUGAAUUGGAUGCUGGGACUGAGAAUAACAUUAAUCUGAAUCAUGAGGUCUACUACCAUUUCUUGGGCAUGGAUCAGUCGGAGGAUAUAUUGUGCUGGAGAGAUCCUGAGCACCCAAAAUAUAUUUAUGGAACUGAUGUCACCGAUGAUGGCAAGUAUGCUCUUCUGUAUAUUGAGGAAGGUUGUAAUCCUACCAAUAAAUUGUAUUAUUGCAAAUUGUCCUUGCUUCCACAUGGUCUUGAAGGCUUCAAGGGGAGAAAUGAAAUGCUUCCAUUUAUCCAACUUGUUGAUAAUUUUGAAGCACGCUAUCUCUUUGUAACAAAUGAUGACACAAAGUUCACUUUUAUGACAAAUAAAGGAGCACCUAGAUAUAAAUUAGUGAGGGUAGACUUCAUCGAGCCAGAGUCAUGGACUGAUGUCCUGCCAGAGGAUGACAAAGAUGUGCUAGAAACAGCCUCUGCUGUGAACAAUAACCAACUUUUGGUAAGUUAUCUUCGUGACGUCAAGUAUGGUUUGCAGUUGCGAGACCUGGAAACAGGAGCUUUGCUACAUGAGAUACCUGUAGAUAUUGGUACUGUCUAUGGGAUUUCUGGUAAGCGUGAAGAUAGUGAUGUUUUUAUUGGCUUCACUAGCUUCCUGUCUCCGGGAAUCAUCUACAAGUGCAAUUUAGCUGCUGGAGUUCCUGAGAUGCAAAUUUUCCGAGAAGCUUUUGUUCCUGGUUUUCAUCGUGAGAAUUUUGAGGUUAAACAGGUCUUUGUGUCAAGCAAGGAUGACACGAGGAUACCCAUGUUUAUUGUCUCGAAGAAGAACAUUCAACUCGAUGGAUCACAUCCAUGUUUAUUAUAUGGCUACGGAGGCUUUAAUAUUAGCCUAACACCUUCAUUUAAUGUGACUCGUCUUGUUCUCACAAGGAACUUAGGAUUUGUGUUCUGCAUAGCCAAUAUUCGUGGUGGUGGUGAGUAUGGAGAAGAGUGGCACAAAGGUGGAUCACUGUCAAAGAAACAAAAUUGUUUCGAUGACUUCAUAGCUUCUGCUGAGUUUCUUGUUUCUAAUGGUUACACCAAUCCGAGACGACUAUGCAUCGAAGGUAGAAGCAAUGGUGGGCUUCUUGUUGCAACUUGCAUGAAUCAGCGACCUGAUCUUUUUGGUUGUGUUCUUGCUCAUGUUGGUGUGAUGGACAUGCUCCGAUUCCACAAGUUCACUAUAGGUCAUGCAUGGACAUCUGAUUUUGGUUGCUCAGACAACAAAGAAGAAUUCCAUUGGCUUAUUAAGUAUUCACCUUUACACAAUGUAAAAAGGCCAUGGGAGAAAGGUGAUAGCCAUCGACUUCAGUACCCAUCCACCAUGCUGUUGACCGCUGAUCAUGAUGAUCGUGUCGUGCCUUUGCAUUCACUCAAAAUGCUUGCAACCAUGCAAUACGUUCUCUGCACAAGUCUCGGCAGCAGUCCACAGAGCAACCCGAUCAUCGCCCGGAUCGAGCGAAAGGGAGGUCAUGGAGCUGGCCGUCCGACCCAGAAAAUGAUUGAUGAAGCUGCCGACCGCUAUAGCUUCGCGGCCAAGGUGAUGGAGCUCUCAUGGACCGAUUAAGCUCGAUGUGGAACAUGAGAUUAAGUAGUUUAACAUGAAAAGAGGCUCUUCUUUUCUACUUUUCUUCUAUUCUGAUAACAUGAAAAGCUUCCUGUAAUGUGUUACAUGAGUAAUAUGGCUGUUUGUAUCUGUCAUGCAUGUAUCAGUUUUGUGUCUUUA
Molecule: messenger RNA, 2451 nt
Organism: Musa acuminata subsp. malaccensis (wild Malaysian banana)
Lineage: Eukaryota; Viridiplantae; Streptophyta; Magnoliopsida; Zingiberales; Musaceae
Source: RefSeq, a predicted model, not a curated record